AUGAAGGCUGAAUUACUAGAUGGAACCCCAAAUGGAUUCAUCGCUGUAUGCCAUAAAUCCGGCUGGAUUCAAAUGGACAGCUUCCUGCACUGGUUUAGAAAACAGUUUUUGCCUAACGUGAAGUCCAGCAAAGAUGACCCUGUCGUACUGGUUUUGGGUGGGCACUACUCGCAUACCAGGAAUUUAGAACUGCUUGAAGUUGCACGAGGAAAUGGAGUGCAUAUAAUUUCCCUACCUCCGCAUUGUACCCAUAAAAUGCAGUCGCUUGACAAAGCCUUUAUGUCCCCGUUGAAAACGUACUAUGCGCAGGUCAUCGAAAAUUGGUUGAGACAAAACAGUAGUAGAGUUGUUACACAUUACCAAGUUGGAAGACUUUUUGGAGAAGCCUACAAUCAAGCAGCAACGGUCGCAACAGCAACAAAUGGAUUUAGAAGCACAGGCACCUUUAACCCUAUCCGAGGCAGAAAAGCAAGUACAGCUGCUCUGCUGACUAGUUCACCUUAUAAGGAUAGCCUGGCUUAUGGCUUGAGCAAAGCCCAAAAAACAAAUGGAAAAGGAGCUAAAACACUGCAAAGGGAAUGUGUCGGAAAUGUGGCUAGGAAAUGCUUCGAAAAUCAAGAAAAUGAAGCUCCAGCUGAAAAGGAAAGUGAAAGCCGUACAAUGAAAAAGCGACUAGAAAAAACAAAAAGCAAUCAGUAA
Molecule: messenger RNA, 699 nt
Organism: Acanthoscelides obtectus
Lineage: Eukaryota; Metazoa; Arthropoda; Insecta; Coleoptera; Chrysomelidae
Source: the annotation of a GenBank genome assembly